AUGGGCGUCCGGGGCCUGCAGUCUUUCGUAAAGGAGAAUCGAGGGUCACUUUGCCGCUCUGUCAUAUUGCCGGAGAAAGAUGCGCGUGGGACUGAAAAAGGGGCGGUCCCUAUCAUAGUCGAUGCUUGGGGUGUGAUUUUCAAGCUCUACCUCGAUAGCUUACCCUGGGUAUCAGGGGGGGAAUAUCUGCGGUUCUAUCAGCUCGCUAAAAAACUGGUCACUUCAUGGCGAAAAGUCAAUUUGGAGCCGACAUUCGUCUUUGAUGGUGCAGCACCAGUAGAAAAGCAUGCCACUACGCUCAAAAGAAUGACUGAGAGCCUUGUCGCCCCGAAGUUGUUUUUCACUACUUCUGUCAAAUCUCGCUCUGGUCCGUCUUUCGGCAAAGACUCUACAGGCAAGGUCGUUCUCCCUGGUUUUGCUUCUCAUGCCUUCCUCUUUGCCCUCCAUCGCCUUGGGGUAGCAACCCACCAUGUACCCUACGGCGAAGCGGACGGUGUCUGCGUGAAAAUGGCCGAGGCGGUCAAUGGAUAUGUGCUUGGGCAGGACUCCGACUUUCUGAUUCUCGUUGGGAAGUCUGAGAGAAUGCUGGGCUAUGCGCCCCUGGAUAUGAUGUCUUGGAUUGAGGGGGAAGCUUCCGAGAAAGACGGAGAAUCAGACUCCGACUGCACCCUGCCUUCUUCUGCCUUUCAAGAAGUCAAUGGGCGCAGGAAGAGAAUUUAUCAUCCCAGACACUCCUCUCUUCUUCCACUGCCUUCACAAAGUCACCCGACCCUCAUCCUCACCGUGAUCGCUCCUAGUUCUUUGCGGCAACGGCUGCGACUUUCGGCCAACUAUAUGGCUCUCUUUGCUUCCCUGAUCGGUAACGAUUAUACACCACCAGAUGCCCUAAAGCGGUUCUAUGAGCCCAGUCUCAACCCGUCCAAACGUAUCGAGAAAGCUGCCUGGGUUCUGCGUGAACAGCUGCAGAUUCUGUCUGCUAGCAAAGGCAAAAGCGUCAAUCCAGGCGACUUUGUAGUCGAGCUCGUCCGACGAGUUGUCAAGAAGCUCUGUAUCUGGCAAUACGACACUGAGUCUGACCUGAUGGGAGCUGUGAAUGGAAUAAUCGAGGCUGCACUGCAAUAUUCUAUCCCACACUUCUUACAAUGCUGUCCGAGCUAUCCUUUCUGCGGAGAGUUGGGACAGCUUGGCUGUCAAACAUCCCUCAGUCGCCCCAGCAUCCCUGCUUUAUCCGACAAUCACAUCCCGAACAACGAAACGACACAACAGCAGAAGGCGCUCGAGGCAUAUGCCGCAACCCAGAGGAAAGGGUGCCUCACAUUCAUCACCCAUGCGUGGCUCUACCCUGACCGUAUCUAUUUGAGAAGCGGCAUGGAGGACCCUUCGAUUCCUAGCUUUCGAGGUUUGGAGACUAGUAGGGAAGUAAGACGAACAGCGUACGCUAUCGCAGAUGAAGGACUGGGGGGUUUCAAAUUUACCGCUGAGCCGGAGGAUGAUCGGCGGGCAAGGUCUGAAGAGCAAGCCGAAGACAGGAGAGAUUUGUCUACCGAGGACGCGGCAUCCAAGAAAGAUAAUCAGGAAUUACAAGACCAUCCAGCGCCAGAGCAUGGCGAACAUGAUCGCACUGAAGCUUCAUCUCAUUCAGAUGAUCCAGUACGCAUUAUGGUCGAAUAUGUGCGGCAAGGCUCCGCUGGACGUGUCAUCCCCUAUGAUCUUCGUCUCCCUCCCAAGGAGUCCUCCGAAAGCACUGCCCCUUUGUGUGUACAGCCUCUACCUGAUCGUCUCAGGGCCUACCUUGGGCCGAUGUGUUCGGACACCGCUGCCAUUCGCGAGCUUCCUUCAUCCUUACAACCCCUGAUCGCCAUAGUUCGGUAUUGCGCUGUCGAGAUGGCUGCAGUCAACAGCGGAGGGGAGUCUCCUCGGGCGAUUGACCUUCGCUGGAGAAAGAGCGAAGUAUUGGCUGUCCUGAAAUCCGGAAUCGGUACAUUCAGACAAUGGCGGAUGGAAUUGGACUACGAAGAGCUGUCUGUCAAGAGAAAAUCCAAACCAGUGUCGAGCGAGGAUGAGGUCAAAGAAUGGCCCGUCCUUGAAAACCGCAACGCUCAGCUCGUUGGUCAAUUGAGCACUGCCAUGCAGAACUCAUCUUCGCUGGCGGAAUCGCUUCUGCUUCUAUCUACCCAAAUCCCGUACUUCACCCCUUUACAAAUGGAGUCUCUGCCCCAGCCUCUGACUGGCGACCCUGUCGGCGAUUUCGGUCCCACCCACCUCUCCUCUUUCAUGUUUUUCAGCGGCGUCAACCUCCACACUGUAUUGAUGGGGCAUCAACCCCCACCUCAUUUGAAAUGGAAGUGGACAGAAGAGGAAGACCGUAUAUUGGAGACCUGCUGGACAGCUCUACUUGCAGAUCUCCAGGACGGCGUCAUCCUGGGAUUGCAACAGGAGGUUGACGAUACUGAAGGUGAGGAGUAUCAUGGCAAGGAUAAGAAUAAGCGAGCCAAGAGGGACAGAAAGAAGAAGGCUGGCAUGCGGAAGGCAAAUGAGGGUACUGGGACAAGACUUGGAAAGAGACCGGGAGGAAUGUUCGAUCUUUUGGGCGACGAUGCGGCCAUGAUAUAG
Cryptococcus amylolentus CBS 6039 is the source of this 2613-nucleotide messenger RNA. RefSeq lists its product as hypothetical. Bases 1 to 2613 code for a protein of 870 amino acids. The transcript has 3 exons. Lineage: Eukaryota; Fungi; Basidiomycota; Tremellomycetes; Tremellales; Cryptococcaceae. The record is from RefSeq and is a predicted model, not a curated record.